AUGUCGGACCACCAAAACCCGGAUCAGCCCCUUCAGGAGCUGGCAACCGCCGCUCAGCUCGACGAAGAGCUUGAACAGCAGCAGCAAAAGGAGCUCGAGCAGCGUCAGCAGCUACUUCAACAGCAGCAACAAGCCGAACUCGAAGCUCGUCGCCAAGCCGAAGCACUCGUACAAGACACAUCCAACCACGCCUCUUCCUCGGCUGCACCCCAGUCUGCUCAGUCAAUAAACCUGCCCGUCUCGGGCGCCACAUCCGAGCAGCUCGCAGCCAGCUCUCUCGGCGACGUUGAUGCAGUGAUUGCCGCCGCCGUCAACGCUUCCAAGCAGCAUGCCGAGCAGGAGCGACUUCAGGAAGAGCAGCAGCAGCGCGCCGCGCAAGCUGGCAGUGCCAUGGACCUUGACCCUGCCGUUCAGCCACAGUCCGACAUCGAUCCUUCCGCUGCAGUGGCCGGCGUCCCCAGGGCUUCCGGUCAAAACGCCGACGACUCCAUGCAGCACGGCGAAGACCCGGAUGCUUCCAUGAUGACCGACGGUGGAUCGCCCAUCAAGCACGAUGGCGACGCUUCCGUCAACCUCACCGGCACACCCAAACCCAAGAAGGAACGCGCCAAACCCAAACCUCGCUCCAAGUCGGCUACCAAGAUCACGCGUUUCCGAAAGAUCACGAGCUGUCUCCAGUGCCGAGAGAAGAAGCAAAAGUGCGACCGCGUCAAGCCCAUCUGCGGCAACUGUCGCGAGAACCCCACCGACGACCCCUGCCACUAUGUCGACGACCGCAAGCGUCCUGGAUCGGACGAUGAGGACCACGCAGGCGACGCGUCGAUAAGUUCGCCUGCUGCGCGCAAGCGAAAGGAACCCGAGGACGCCUUCUUGAGCACCGGCAACAGCCGUGUCUUUAAACGCGCCGACUUCCCGCGUGUCGACGACCGCCGUCAGGCGCUUAUGCUGCAAACACGCCGUGAGACCGUCGACAAGCUCGAAGAGGUGGGCAAGGAUCGUUCGCGCGAUUUCAACACUCGCGUCAAUGCUGCCCGCGCCGCUGCCAUCGCCGAUGUGCUCUUCGAAAGCGCCAUCACUCUGCCUACAGCAGACGAGAUUUCGGCUCUGCUCUAUACCUACAAGACCCAAGUCGAGCCUUUUGUCAAUGUCGUGGUCAUCGAUAUCAACAUCGCGCGCAUUCAGAGCUUCCUUCGAUGGUGGCACUCCAAGCCCACCACCAUGCCCGCCGACCCUCCACUCGUCCCGCUGCUGCUCGUCAUCCUUGCUCUCACCCUCCAAGUCAAGAGAAACUCGCCCGAGUUCGAAGGACACAACCUCACCAAUUUUGCUCCUAUCCCCGGCAUCGAGUGCUCCGAUGAACGCAAGUUGCUCAGCGUCGCCGGCCACUGCAUCGAUGCGCUUCAGAUCGCCUGCCCCUCGGCCUGGUCGAGCGCCUUCCAGGCUCCCAUCGAUUUGACCAAGGCAUCCCUGCUGCGCGGCAUCUGGCAUCUCAACGAGCUCAACCUUCAAUUCGCAGGCACAUGCUUCGCGCUCACAACGCGCCUCGCUCAUGCCGCCGGGCUGCACCGCGACCCAGAGCAUUGGUCUGGCAUGCGCAUCGAGGAGGCGCAGGCUCGUAGGAACUUGUGGUGGAACAUUGUCUUCUUCGAGGUGGCGCACGCACAUCGCAUCGGUCAACCGCCCUGCCUCACCCACGAGGGCUUCGAUACCCAAUACCCCGACGACUACAAUGCUCUGUAUGCGAUGUACGAACGCGCUGGCCUCGCUGACCCUGACCCGAGCCGCAUCAUUCUACCGCCCGGCGCUACUGCCUUGGUGCCCCGCACACCAAGCCAGACCAACUUCGAGUACCACUGGGCGCGGUUCCGCAUCUACCAUAUCUUCCUUCGUCAGAGCCAGCAGCUCUUCCGCUUUGGCAUCUCUUCGCCGCCCGACCCGAACCUCAACGACGAAUACGCCAAGUGGCGCGAGAACCUACCUGAGAAGCUCAAGCUGCACUUCGAACGACGCUUCAAGGGAUCGGUUCGUCCCAGUGCCGAGCUUCUGGCACAGGUCGCAUCCCAGUCCUUCUCGAACCGUGUCUACGACCCCAAAAUCACCGAGGAAUUGCAAGACUACCAGCAGGGUUACAGCCUCGAGUUUAUGUACCACCAAUGCAUGAUCACUCUGCACAGACCCUACAUUGACGAGCAGGGAGCAUGGAAGCCGCCCGAGUCGGUGCAAAAGUCGCUCGAGGUGUGUCUGCAGUCGGCCGAGGCGCUCAUCAAUACGGUCGAGGAUGUGCUGGCUGUCAUGCCCGCCAACAGCAUGUACAACCAGUGCGCCUACUUUGCCUUCAACGCCGGCCUCAUCCUGGCCAUCCACUGCAAGCUGGACCCGAAUUCGCAAGUGCAUCGCCCUCACAUCCAGAAAGCGCUCGAUCUGCUCGACACGCUCUCGAGCAUGGCAAGGCUCAACAAUGUUGCAGAACAGGCCGGUCGCUACAGCUCGACGCUCAAGCAGAUGCUCAGCGGAAUCGGCGGAGACCUCGCUGCGCUGGCAACCUCCAAGUCGACCUCUGCAAGUACGAGUGCUGCCGAGCGCCAGAACGGUGACAGCAAUGGCGAUGUCGCUGGUGUUGGCGAAGCGACCGACUCGCGUGGAGACGCCAUCCUGGCAGCAUUGGAUCCUUCGCUUGGCGGAGACGCGGCCAGGGAUGGAGGUGAUUCCAGUUCGCGCAUCGAUGUCGACGGCGGGCCGGAUCGCAUCCCUGCCUUCCUGCUUCCCUUCGUAGGCCUGCCGACGGACCCGAACAACCUCGGUCCCCAAGCCGGCAACUCCUUCUGGAAUGAGUCCUUGCUAGACCGUCCGCUGGUCGGCGUUCCCGUUGCCUACCCUGUCGGCUUUGGUCAGGGUGUACUUUCGAAUGCGGAGCAGCAGAACGGGAGUGCAUGGCCACAGCAGGCUGGCGAAGGUGACCUCGCCAACACUGACGCUGGUACGGCAGGCGGCGACCUGCAAGCUCAAAGUCACGAGGGCGGGCUGGCACCCGACACGGCAGCUGGUGAGGGUGCGGCAGACGACGCUUCCGCCGAUGCGUACAACCUGUACGAGCUGCUGGGAGGGCGCGAACUGCAGCCUGGCUUGCCGGAUCGACCCAUGUCGUUCUCUCAGCACUACAACCACCAGAACCCCGCACGAGGCGACCAAGCUCCCUCUGCCUCCUAUCGCACCUACGUGCAGAACUCGCUGGCUCGCACGUAUGAUCAGCAGCAGCAAGCCAAGGGCGAUGGCGAGGCGGGCGACAAGACUGGAGGUGAGAAUGGGCUCAGCGCCGACCAGCUGCCCAGCGAGAGCGCGCUCAACGCGGUGGCUGCUGCAGCGGCGGCGGCGGCGGAAGCGGAAGGACUGGACCCGAAUGCGCAGGGAAACAAUCUGGCGGCGGAAUGGUAUGCCUGGGAAAACGUUUCUCAGAUGCUCAACAACCGGCAGUGA
Messenger RNA from Kalmanozyma brasiliensis GHG001, 3474 nucleotides. Its product is annotated as Zn(2)-C6 fungal-type DNA-binding domain protein. The coding region runs from base 1 to 3474 and encodes 1157 amino acids. Gene Ontology annotation, biological process: regulation of DNA-templated transcription; DNA-templated transcription. The transcript has a single exon. Gene Ontology annotation, molecular function: zinc ion binding; DNA-binding transcription factor activity, RNA polymerase II-specific; DNA binding. Lineage: Eukaryota; Fungi; Basidiomycota; Ustilaginomycetes; Ustilaginales. The record is from RefSeq and is a predicted model, not a curated record.